CUUUAUUAGCGUCAUGCGCAGACAGAAAUUCCAAACAGCAACAGAAGUUUUGUGGCAAUAGUCUGAUAGAUUGUGGGAAAUUAUUGUUUCCUGCCAGAAUGGUGGACACAGACCCCUCGAUUAUAGGAAAAAUUUCCUACUACUGUAGGGAGAGCUAUUACUGUCACAUGGAAAAUGCUGCCAUUGAAGCACUACAGAAAUAUAGUAAUGACCCAGUCCUCAAGUUCUUUAAGGCAUAUGCUAUCAUCUUGCAAGGUCGUGUUCAAGAAGGGAUCAGAGAGCUGGAUGUACUUAAAGACAAGAGGGAUGUUAAUAUUUGCUCAACAAUGGCUCUGAUGUAUGCACACAAACACAGUCAAUCUGUUGACAGGGAAGCAGUUACCGAGCUGGAUGCCAAACUGAAGGAGGAAAGAAAACAAAGUGGAGAAAUGGGUUUAUACUACGGUGCAAUGUUUCUGUUGUUGAAUAACAAACCAGACAAAGCCAGAGAAUACAUUGACAGAAUGCUUAAAAUGGGCAUAACCAAAGAGGGACUUGUUGCAAAAGGAUGGAUUGAAUUGCUGAGUGGCAGAGAGACAAAGAAAGCCAUUAAAUUCUUUGAUGACGCCAUUGGAAUGGAAGGUUCCCGUGAUAUAAAUGCCUUGCUGGGAAAAGCAAAAUACCUGGAGAUGCGACACAAUUUUACUGGUGCUCUAGAAUUGAUCAAUCAGCUGAUUGUGACCUACUCUGGGUUUAUGCCAGCUCUUAUUGAGAAAAUGAAACUACAACUGAAUCUCCAGGACUGGGACCAGGCCAUUGAAACAGCACAGAGAGCUUUGGAUUCUGAUCUACACUGUACAGAAGCUCUGAAGUAUCAGGUCAUCUAUCUCCUGUCCAGGGACGGUAACUACUCAGAAGCCUCCAACAAGAUAGGGGAUCUUAUAUCAGCCUUGGACAGAUUUGAACCUAGAAGUUCCUUUCUUUACUACCACAUGGCACAAAUCUUUUGUAGAAUGUGUGGGAGGAAUGCUCUGGUUCUACAACAGACGUAUACCCUGGUGGAGCGCUCAGUGCAGCAGGACUCUGAGAACACCGAAUAUAUUAAUGAGCUGGGUUUCCAACUCCUGCUUCAGGGCAAGGUCAAAGAUGCCAUGAAGUGUUACAGAAACGCCAUGAAAAUCAAUGACACCAGUGUCCAGUCACUCACGGGUAUCAUUCGCUGUCAGUUGAUUGAAAACCAGUUGGAUGACGCUGCACAGCAGUUAGAUUUCCUACAAGAAGUACAACAAAGUAUAGGAAGAACAUCUGAACUGGCCUACUUAAGUGCAGCAUUGUGUAUAAAGCGAGGUGAAGGUCCAGAGAAAGCUUACAAACUCCUGAAUGAAGCUGUAGAGAUUCACUUCUCCUCCUUGAAGGGAAAUCCUCUUGGACCUCAAUAUUUCCUCCUCCUCAAUCCGGACUUUCUCCUGCAGAUGAUAAAGGAUUUCUUGGUAUUUGCUCCUACACAACCUAUAAAGCAGGGACAACCCCCGGAUCCACUCCUGAAACGUUGCUGUCAGGUACUGGAGGCCUUGACCCGGACUGUGCCAGGGCUGCUGGAGGCCCUGUAUCUGAUGGCCAAAGUCAGAUUCCUACAAGGCGACAUUGACUCUGCGCAGGGGACCCUGAAUCACUGUCUGGAGAUGGAGAACACAUACUCUGACGCCCACAUCCUGAUGGCUCAGAUUCAUCUUUAUCAGAACAACUUUAAACUGGCCAACCAAUCUUUGGAGGUCGGACUCAGCUACAACUUUGAGGUGAGGGACCACCCUUUGUAUCAUCUGAUCAAGGCUCGGAUUCUGAAAAAAUCUGGAGACUCUGCAGAAGCUGUUAAAACUCUACAGAUGGCAAUGGCACUCCCAGGGGUCAAAGCAGCUGGAAAAGGACCAAUGUCAAAGAAAGGAAAGAUGCCAGACAUCGGUACAAACGACAGGGUGUCUGUGUUCCUAGAGCUGGCCGAGGCCCACACUGCACUCGGGGAGACGCAUGAGGCAGCUAAAGUGAUGCAGGACGCCAUUAAUGAUUUCAGUGGAACUGCAGAAGAAGUAAGAAUAUCCAUAGCUAAUGCUGAUCUGUCCAUUGCGCGGGGAGAUGUAGAAAUGGCCAUCACUAUGCUCAGAAAUAUCACCCCAGACCAAACUUACUACGUCAAAUCCAGAGAAAAACUGGCCGACAUCUACCUCCAUCAGAAGAAGGACAAGAGGCUCUAUACCGGUUGCUACAGGGAACUCUAUGACAAGCAGCCGAACAUUGAAACUGCGUUGUUACUGGGUGAUGCCUACAUGAGCAUCCAAGAGCCUGACAAAGCCAUUGAAGUUUAUGAGAAAGCAAUGAAGAGCAACCCAAAAGAGACUCAACUGGCCAGCAAGAUAGGUCAAGCUCUGGUCAAGACUCACAACUAUGGAAAGGCGAUAAACUACUAUGAGGCAGCUCUGCGAAAUGGUACGACUCAAGGUUUCCUGAGGCAUGAUCUUGCGGAGUUGCUGUUAAAGCUACGACAAUAUGACAAGGCAGAAAAGGUCUUGAAACAGUCCCUAGAUACAGAUGCAGCCUCUGAUCUGGAUACCAUGAUGGAGCAGACCAAGCUGAUGGUCCUACUGGCCAAAGUUUACCAGAAAGUGGACAGAAUGGAGGAUGCCAUGACAGCGCUGACCAAAGCUAGGGACAUGCAGGCCAGGGUUUUGAAGAGAGUGCAGAUAGAGCAACCCGACGUAGUGAGCCAACAAAAACAGCUGGCAUCAGACAUCUGUGUGACAAUGUCGGAACAAGUAAAGGGACAGAGGGACUAUGAGAAAGCCAUCAAGUUCUACAAGGAGGCCUUGGUUUAUAAUGAAAAUGAUAGCAAGGUUAUGUUGGAUUUGGCGGGAUUAUAUCUGAUGACAGAAGACUUGGACUCGUGCCAACAUCAAUUGAUGUCUCUUCUGAAAAACGAAAAAGAAAAUGAUGCUGCUACAAUCAUGUUGGCCGACCUUAUGUUCAGAAAGAAUGAAUAUGACUCAGCAGUCCACCAUUUCCAACAGCUGUUGACACUUAAACCAGAUAACUAUGAGGCCUUGGCUGGGAUUGUGGACCUGAUGAGGAGAUCAGGAAAGCUCGAGGAGGUGCCAAAAUUCCUAGAAGCCGCAGAAAACGCCUCAGGCAGGGCAUCCCUGGAGGCCGGAUUUAACUACUGUAAAGGACUUCAUGAAUGGUACACUGGUAACCCUACUGCAGCUCUGAAGUUAUUCAACAAAGCCCGUAAAGACAAUGACUGGGGAAACCUGUCUAUUUACAACAUGAUAGAGAUCUGUCUGAACCCCGACAACGACACGCUGGGCGGGGAAGUGUUCGAGGACGAAGGAACAGGAGCUGUGGAUAGAGACAAAAUGGAGAGUGAACAAGUGGCUGUCAGAACGGCUGAAAAAUUACUCAAAGAAGUGAAAGCUAAGCCUGGGGACUUGAGACCCACGAUGUUGGAGAACAUGUCACUGGUUGCUUCAAAACAAAAGCAGAAUGUGGAAAAAGCCCUGAAUAAUCUCAUGGAAAUCAGUGCUAAUGAGCCCAACUUGGAGAAUCCUGCUUCUGGUUCAGCGCGAGAACAUGUUGGUGCACUGUACGGGAUUGCAGCAGCUUAUAUGGUGCUGAAGCAGACACCAAGGGCCAGGAACCAGUUAAAAAGGAUUGCUAAAAAUAACUGGACCAUGCAGGAUGCUGAAGAUCUUGAAAAAGGUUGGCUUUUGUUGGCAGACAUCUACAUCCAGACAGGAAAGUAUGACAUGGCUACAGAACUGUUGAAGAGAUGCUUACAACACAACAAGUCCUGUUGCAAAGCUCACGAAUAUUUGGGAUAUAUUUUUGAGAAGGAACAGUCUUACAAAGAUGCUGCUUCUAGUUAUGAAAUGGCCUGGAAAUAUGGCAAUAAAAACAACCCAGUAAUAGGUUUCAAGUUAGCUUUCAAUUACCUGAAGGCGAAGAGAUUCGUUGAUGCAAUUGAUAUUUGUCAUCAUGUUUUAGGUAAUCAUCCAAAUUACCCCAAAAUUAGGAAAGAAAUUCUUGACAAAGCCAGAGCCUCUCUACGAGUGUGACACAUUGUGAAGCAAUCGACGAGACGACGUCAGGCAAUAUACUGAGUACACAUAGUGUUCUGUGACUGACAAUACUGUGAUAAUUAUAGAAAUCUCGACAAGCAUUCCGUCCAGGGGAAAGAACAGUGCAAGAAACUUAGAUAUUGUGAAUUUUUUAAAGUGGAAAUAAAUUAUGUAUUUAUACUAA
This is a messenger RNA of Ostrea edulis (European flat oyster), 4269 nucleotides long. Its product is annotated as tetratricopeptide repeat protein 21B-like. The record is from RefSeq and is a predicted model, not a curated record. The transcript has 38 exons. Gene Ontology annotation, cellular component: intraciliary transport particle A. Lineage: Eukaryota; Metazoa; Mollusca; Bivalvia; Ostreida; Ostreidae. Gene Ontology annotation, molecular function: protein binding. Gene Ontology annotation, biological process: protein localization to cilium; intraciliary retrograde transport. Bases 99 to 4082 code for a protein of 1327 amino acids.